Messenger RNA from Ceratina calcarata, 3096 nucleotides. RefSeq names its product apoptosis inhibitor cassowary (gene cass). The record is from RefSeq and is a predicted model, not a curated record. Lineage: Eukaryota; Metazoa; Arthropoda; Insecta; Hymenoptera; Apidae. Bases 1 to 1608 code for a protein of 535 amino acids. The transcript has 9 exons. Gene Ontology annotation, biological process: negative regulation of apoptotic process. Gene Ontology annotation, molecular function: RNA binding. Gene Ontology annotation, cellular component: nucleus.
AUGUGGGAAUUUGAUAAUAACGUUAUCAUGAGUAUGGACAGUAUCGAAAAGUUGUACAAGAAUUUUGGCAUUCUAGCCGAUGCUAAAGACAAGCUAGCCGAGCAUGAGAAGGAGUACUUGGAAAUUCUGACAGCGGUGAAAGGGUCACCAAAAGAAAAGCGAUUGGCGUCACAAUUUAUUGCAAGGUUUUUUAAAUAUUUUCCAAAAUUGGCUGACCAAGCUAUAGAUGCUCAUUUAGAUCUCUGCGAAGAUGAAGAUAUGGCUAUAAGGAAACAAGCGAUCAAGGACUUGCCAUCUUUAUGCAAAGAUAACAAAGAGCAUACCCCAAGAAUUGCAGAUAUUUUAGCUCAAUUACUUCAAGCUCAAGAUUCAUCCGAGUUAGCUGUAGUUCAUAAUAGUGUUAUGUCUCUCAUGAAAACUGAUCCACGAGGCACAAUAAGUGGGUUUUUCAGUCAAAUCAUUAAUGGUGACGAUGGAACACGCGAACGUUGCAUUAAAUUUCUAGCAACCAAGUUGAAAGCAAUAGGUCAUGAUGUAAUUACUAGAGAACCGGAAGAUCUAUUAAUUUUAGAGUGCAAGAAAGUAUUGCAGGAUGUUACUGCCGACGAAUUCCACAGUAUUAUGGAAAUUCUUGCAUGGACCAGACUAGGUUCGACAGUUAGUGGACAACAGGAAUUAGUAGAUAUCACAGUUGAGCAAGCUGAAUUAUCUGAGCCGUUUAAACCUACCAACGUCGAGCAAUGGAACAGGCUUGUACAAUGUAUUAAACAUGCACUUCCUUUCUUUAGUUCUCAAAUAGACUCGUCACGAUUCGUUUCGUAUAUCUGUAUGCAAGUUUUACCUCACCUCUCUCUAAUUACUUCGCCCGAUGGAAGGGAUGUACAAUUGGAACUACUGAAACUUCUUGCCGAACUAGCUGUAUUCUGCGGAACGAUUGACAAACCGGAAGAGAAAGUACAAGAACUUUAUAAUACACUGACCACGUACAUGCCUCUACCUCCAGCCACGGAAAUAACUGAGGUCCCGAAACUUCAGUUUAGCCAUGUCGAGUGUCUUAUGUACGCAUUUCAUAAACUGUGCAAACAAACGCCAGAAUUUCUGAUGAAGGAUCCGGAACAGCUUAAAGAGUUCAGAUUGAGAUUGCAAUAUUUCGCUCGCGGUAUUCAAGGUUACAUAAAAAAGUUACGGGAAGCAAUUAGCGGGAAGACGGAAGAAGAGUUGAAGUCGGAAGAGAACCAGUUGAAAGUUGUUGCUUUGAAGACUACGAACAAUAUCAAUACUUUGAUCAAGGAUCUGUUUCAUUCGCCUCCUAGUUUUAAAAGUGUUAUACAUCUUUCGUGGAAGACGAUGGUCAAUGAUAAGAAGAGUGAGAAACAUUCGACAGCACAGAAGAGACACACGCCAAUUACGUUUGGAAAUGAUAGUAAUUCGAAUAAACGAAGUAAAGAGGAUAAGAGCAAAAGGGAACUAUACACUCCACCCAGCGGAAAAUACAGUUCGAAUAUAUCAUCUAAUUACGGUCGCGGUAGAUUUCGAGGAAAUAGAUCGGGCGGUCGUGGUGGUUACAGACCGAGAGGUCGCGGAACAUGGAGAAAGAAUUUUUAUUAACUCUCGAAUCGCUUAAAUCUUUAAAAACGAUGAAAUGUCGACUCCGCAAUAAUAUAAAAAACAAUCCAGGCCUGUAAUUUGUACAUAUACAGAUGAUGUCUGUAAAGGUGAUAAUUUACAGAGAGUGAUGUUCAGCAGAGAUGAAAGAACGGAUAGAUUUUUUUUUUAUAAAUCGUAGUGUAAAAAGAACUGUGUUUUCGUGACAGCUUUAACUACUCAUGCAAAUUCUAUAAAAGAAUAAAUUGUAAGUCGUUCGUUCAGUAAACACAGCGGUAGAACGAGUCAUCAAAGAAAUAUCGACAUCUGAACAAGGAAAGAAUGUUUGUGUAGAAUAAUACACAUUAUUUUGACGAAAGAACUUUUUUCGACAUAUACUGCUAAUGAAAAUGGACGAAUUUGAAACCAAGUCUGGAUCUGUGGAAGUGAUCAAGCUUGCGGAAAGAACUAUGAAAAAAUGGGAAGGAAAAUACGGAUUUGAGGAAGCAUGGCAUUGAGAUAUCAUUGGUCCAGUAUUUCUAAGACAACUCGACAUGAACCGAGAAAAAGUGAUGUGAGAACACAGUACGUGAAUUGGUCAAAAUGGGAGGAGCACGUUGCAACAAAGAAUACCUCUUCACUGAAGAAAUGUUUAAAGAUUCAAAUUGUACAAUGACCAGUUUGUGCUACGAUACGGACAUUGGUGUAUUUCCAAAAGACAGACGAUUUUUCUCUUCCACAACGAUUUUGGAUGUUAAAAUAGUAUCAAAAUGUAUUCCCUUACCUCCUAGAUUCUUCUUCCUUUCCUCUCCUUUGAUCCCACAUUUUUCUGCCAGCAGGAAGCGAGAUCGAGGGGCCAGUACAACGCAAUCGGCUGCAACAUUGAAUUUCGGAGACAAGAUCAAAGAAACUUAAAAGCAGUUUUUGUUUUCCAUUCUUUAAAUGAUGAACUGUUUAUGUGUUUGUAGUUUUUAACUUUUAAUUUCCUCAAAUUCGUGAUAAAUAUUUAUAACGUGUUUUUAGCUAGGAUAAUUAUCAACAUUAUUCUGUAAAACUGUUUGUGCCUAUCUCGUAAGCGUAAGCGCAAUAUAAUAUAAAAAUUGGAAAACACAAUUUCGUAACUGCAAAAGUUUCUUUGAUUAUACGAAAAUGAAAUUAUGUAUUAUUAUAUACAUUUUAUUUUACAGAUGCUGCUUGGUAACUGGUGUCUGACGAGCGACAGAGCAGAGCGAAAAUAAUCAGUUCUUUAUUACAGAUUUACAGUUCCAGGAAAGAAACUCCCGAGCAGAGGACCGACGACGAGAAAUUCUCAUUUAACUUUGUUUUCAGGAGCUGAUGCACGGUUGUAUAUUGUCUUUUAUUUAUAUAUUGAUGGUAGCCGAGUUGUAAGGUGAGUUUCAAAAAUCAUACUGCGUCCUUCUCCUGUCCACCAUUUGAACAAAACUUUUGUAAUAGUAAUAAUUAUUGACUAUAUCAUCAUUUAAUUUAAAUAAAUAUUACUACUGCAUAAUA